AUGGCACCCGUCGCUGAAGUGCAGUCGCAGUUUGCUGCUGCUCCAACUCCCGUGCCUACAAAGGCCGCUGCCAACAUUCCCAAGGCCAACGAGGCGGUUGCCAACACCGAAUCAUACCCCCGCGCGCCACUUCAACUUAGCGGCAUCCUCGACAAAUACGAGCACUUUGACGUCACGCCUGUCAUCGGUCGCGAGUUUCCCACGGUCCAGCUCAAGGACCUUAUCAACGCUCCCAACGCUGAUGACCUUCUUCGAGAGCUCGCCAUCAUCAUCUCUCGCCGUGGCGUUGUCUUCUUCCGUGGCCAGGAUAUCACUGCCGACGAACAGAAGGCAUUGACCGAUCGCCUCGGUCACCUUGCCGGCAAGCCUGCUUCAAGCGGUCUACACAUCCACCCUAUCUACAACGCAGAGAGGGAUCAAAAGUACAACGCCGUCGAUGACAAGGGAACGCAGAACAAGGACAACAGCAUUUCCGUCAUCUCCUCCAACCUUCGAAAGUCAUUUGAUCAGCGCCUGACUAACGCUGAAGAAUGGCACAGCGACAUCACUUUUGAGCCGGUUCCCUCGGACUACACGAGCUUGAAGGUUCACACACUGCCCGCCACUGGUGGUGACACGCUCUGGUCGAGUGGUUACGAGAUCUACGACCUCUUGUCUCCUCAGCUCAGGGCAUUUGCCGACACGCUCGUCGGCCGCUUUGCCCAGCCGCACUUCAAUGCUGCUGCCGAGCGUGGUGGCUUCCGCGUUCACCCCGGCCCACGAGGUUCGCCCGACAACGUCGGAGAGAAGCUUGAAGCGUUCCACCCUUUCAUCCGCACCAAUCCCGUCACAGGCUGGAACAGCGUCUUCGGCCUGGGAACUCACUUCCAGGAAAUUGAGAAUCUGACGACCAAGGAAUCAAAUCUGCUCAAACAAUACAUCCUCGACCUCGUCACGUCGAGCCAUACCGCCCAGGUCCGUUUCAGAUGGCAGAAGGAUGACUUGGCAAUCUGGGACAACAGAUCCGUCUACCACGCCGCUACACCCGACUACGAUGGACUCGGAGACCGAGCGGGCGUCCGUGCCGUUUCGCUGGGCGAGCGUCCCUACCACGACCCUAAUUCGCGAUCCCGCCGCGAUGAGCUUGGUGUUGGCAGAUUGAUUUAA
Molecule: messenger RNA, 1146 nt
Organism: Acaromyces ingoldii
Lineage: Eukaryota; Fungi; Basidiomycota; Exobasidiomycetes; Exobasidiales; Cryptobasidiaceae
Product: taurine catabolism dioxygenase
Exons: 3
Coding region: 1-1146 (381 amino acids)
Cellular component (GO): cytoplasm
Molecular function (GO): 2-oxoglutarate-dependent dioxygenase activity
Source: RefSeq, a predicted model, not a curated record